ACAGUAAUUGCUAACUAACGUUAGCUAGCUGAGCUACUCUAUUUGAUCUGAGCCACUAGUCUUAUGACAAACAAUAGGCAACUCCAUGUACAGAUAAUUCAUGUAUUUCAAUCAAUGCGCCCUUGCAAGUGGCAUAUUUGCCGUCAAUAUAGACUUCAAUACAUAGUUAGCUAGCAAGAUGAUUUGGCUACUUGGUGGUACUCACUAUUCGUUUAUGUUGUGUGCCAAGUCUCAUUGGAUCUAACAUUACUGCAGUGAGAUGCAAGUUAGGAUUGUCAGGUAGCCUGAGGCUAGUUUGAUAAGCUGUAUGGGGGUAAUUCAGGACACAAAGCACCCAUUAGGUGUUGUGGUGUAAUAAACAGUCGUGUUUACAUGCAGACAUAGGGAAGUAGUGUGGGUGGACUCCCUUGGUCAGUUGGUAUAGGCCUAACGUUACACUUGGAAUCACCACUAUCUAAUAUUACAGAACGUAUUUCCUCAGAAUAUUCCCAUUCUCACUUUGAUUUAUAGGCUUAAGGAGAUAGGCCUGGUCAGCUACUUGGAAAUUACUAGGUCUAGCCAAACUAUAUUUAAGUUGACCCUGGGUGUCACCCAGAUAGCUAGUUUAGUUGGUGUGAGAUGGAUGUAGAUAUAAAGCCAGAGGAGGAGGAGGUGGGGAUAUCCCCAGCUGUCAUUUGGUCUGACACUUUUGAUGCAGGUUAUUCAUGUGCCGAAAAUAGAUAUGACACAGCAAAACAACGUCUUAUUUGUAAUCGGUUAGAAGAUACAAAAUCAAAUGAUAGCGAGAUUAAAAUGAAAUCAACAAAAGUUGGUGCGCCACUUCAAACAGCUGUAAAUGUGGGUGGUAUAGGUGUUGUUCGUGUUCACACAGAACAGGAUAGCCCAAGCACCUCUGUAGGGAAUUUAAUCAAAGAGGAGCCAUGUUUUUACAUGUCACCCAGUGAUAUUCAGAUUGGAAAAGUAUGUACCUUGUCUCGGUCUGUCCUGGUCAGCAACAUUAAACAGGCAAAUGUGAUGUCCUUUGCAGAGAAAGUGGUGAAAAACUGCUACCCCUUGUGUAAAGAAAUAGGUGUGGAAUUUGAUGUGAGAUCCAAACCACUAUCCAAAACAAAACUUGACUCACAGUUACUGACUAAUGGUGUAAUGUAUGAGGUUCAUAAGUUUGCGAAAAAUACAAAAAGGAGUUAUACGUAUACUGUCUAUAAUAUUCUGAAAUAUAAUUUUAAUGUAUGUUUUCAAAAUCAGAAACGCUGUCAAGAUGCCUUACGUAUUGCAUCUAAACUGAAUAGAAUUGCCAAACGGAAACAUGUCGCAAAUAAAGACUUUUCAAAAAAAGUGUUUAUAAUACCGCUUGUGCCUAGACAAUACAAGGAAAAAGAACCUACUUCACCUGCAAGAUUCUCAAAAAGACAAUUGGAUUUGAAAAGGAUACAAGAGGCAAAUGAUACAGAGGAGAAGAGGAACUGUCAGAAGAUGGUUAGCAAGACCGGUUUGAAAAAUCUGGUCGCUGAUGCAAGGACUGUAUGGUCUCUGCAUGAUGAAGAGAUCAUCUCUAUCGAAACAGAUGAAACUGUCAAGCUUGGCCAAGAUAAUGGACCCACUGACUUCUGCUUAAAGGAGUCUGAUGUUCACUCUGGGGUCACAGAGCAAACCCCAUGCCCAGAGAACUACCAAGUUGACAUUUGCAGGAAAAUGAUCAAUGAAAUUGUUACGAGUGGUGAAAUGCAACAGAUGAGAUGGAUUUUUGUACCUUUUUCAAACUGUUUUGGUGUUGGGACUGGUUCGGAAAAGAAAUUUCAACAAAUCCUUGCUGAAUACAGAUCAGACAUCCUACCACUGGUAGUUGAGAAACAUUGUGGCUUUAGUUCCACUGAAAAGACAAUGAUGUGCCUUGUAAGUCAGCUCUUCUGUGGCUUACAUUUGAUUGAUGGCUUAGCUCACCAGGCAAAAACAACUCUUCUACUUUGGGAAAAUAUGAUUUUAGGAGAUAAAGAAGUAGGAGUCCAUAGCUCCCCUAACAUUGGGACAACAGAGUUGGAGUCUGGAACAGUGCGUUUGGUGAGUUCUGUGAGUGAUGCUGUGCAAGAGCUUGGAUGGGCAGAGGACGGUCAGCUUGUUCCGUUCGAAAGCUUUUUGACCAGCAAAAAAGAAUUUGAAGAAGUUCCUUUGUCUCUAUCCAUUGGACACAGAAUUGAUGGUCUGUUUCAUAAUUCUGCUGGAGUGUGUAGCAUCCAUGAUGAUUUGGUUGAGUUUACCAGUACGUACGGAGCUGAGAGUAGUUUGCUUGCUGCAGUUGUUGCUGAUUUGGAGGUUCAACAGUUCAAGGCCGGAUGCAGAGCUCUGGGUCUGGUUUCCAAGCUUAUCAUUGAUCCUCUCUGGAGAGCCUUAACUUUGAAGGGAAACGUGUUGGAGAUGGAAGAAAGAUACCAAACCCUUGUUACCAAAUUUAAGGAAUGGCAGGAAGAUGGGAGAGACCUUGUUAAAGGAAAUGCAUGCUUGUUUGAUGACAUUGAUGUACCCAAGAACCUUGUGUUUGACAGGCUUACCAUGUGGACCGACACAGACUUUUUUGAGUUGACUGUUCAGAUUGUUGAGUUGAUCCUAGCCAGUUUUCUGAAGGUAUGUUCUAUGAUGCUUCCAGUCGAACCAGAGCUCCUGUCAAAGAAAAAUGAUCGAUUCAGGAAGGAUUUGGCAAUAUUAGAUCAAUUGCAAAAAGCUAAGUCAAAUGCAGUCAGUAUUGCCAUUGAAGGCAUGGACAUGUGCAAGAAGAAUCACACUUGGGAAUGGCUGUCCUUUUUGGAUGAACCAAAAAUAGUGUCAAUGAGGAAAACAUUCCAGACAGUGUAGGCAAAGGAAGAAGAAAAGCUCUCUGCCACACCUGCAGAAGAAUGGAAAUGGUAAAGGAAUAGACAUGAAAGACAGGAUAUGUAUUUUUUAAUUUAUCUAUUUACUAAUGAACCACAGUGCAGAACCUUUUAAUAGCAUGGCAUCUUUCAAAAAAUGCAUGGAAUGUGCUAUUUUUUCUAGCACCUUAGCUUUUGUGUUUAGACUGGUGAAAGAUAAACAGCAAUGCAACCUCAGAUGAGUUCAGACAAGUAGAUACAAGUAUAAUAUAGUUACAUUAUAUACCUAUUUUGUGGUAUACUGUAUUGCCUAAAUAUGUUCAAACGUGGUGUCAGUAAAUGUUGAAUGUCGAAUAACGCUUAUCCAUUUUGUACCACAUGUGAAUGGUUCCACGUGCUUACCUGUUUUUAUAUUGUUUGAAAUCCAAUGUAGAGGUUUUUCAGGAAGUGUGCUGUCAGGAAAAGUGUAGAGGCAAUAGUUGAAUUUGCAGAUUCCCUUGGCCUUCUAUUCCCUUUUGAUGCCUGGUCAUGUUUAUGAAAAAAAGAACAUGAUCAUUUUGAAAGGAGACCAGUCGUUUUUUUUGUGUUAUUAGCUGAUUUCUGGACCAUUUUCCCCCUCACUUUUUGUAUGACCAUUGAAUUGCCUACUUGAAUGGUCAACUUAAAUAGAAACAAGAUGGAGAGCAAGGCUCUGAAAGUUGUCAACUUUUCCACUGUCAAAAUGAGUCAUGCUUUGUUUUAAUUGUUUUUAAAUACAUUUUUAAAUCAUAUUUUCGUUAUCCAUUUUUGAGAGCCUGUUUUAUCUCUAUAUUUUUGUUGGAGAUCAAGAUGUUUUCAUUAGGACAAAUGCACACUGGACUGCAGUGCUUUUCUAUCUGCUGCAGCAUUCAACCUUCCACAUUACUGUAGACUUCAGGAAGAACAUGCUUUUAGAUAUAAACAUCAAAUAAUUAGCAUAAGAUCCUCUGCUUGAAACAAUUACGGGAUGUGAAGUCUGAUUCUGUUCUCAACUUGUUGACCUGCCCUGAAGAUGUUGAACACCACUGUUACACCUUCAGCCAUUUAUUUUUUUCCUGUCAGUCGAUGGGCUGACUGACCUCAAGGCGCAGAAGGUGUUUUAAGGUAUAGGAGGAGGUCUGGUCAUCUAGUCUGGUGCAGUGGGGUGUUCCAGGUCCGCAACACUUGAGGAGAAAACUUCUUAAUCAUGAUAAGGUCCUCUGCUUGCCAUACUAGAGGGACAUAGUCUGUUUCCAUCCUCAACUUGCGGACCUGCCCUGAGGAUGUUUUACACCACUGUUGCGCCUUCAGCCAUGUUGAUUUCCGACUGGUUGUCUUUGGACUACAUGCCAUGGGCUGACUGACCUGAACCUUUACCAGAACAGAAAUACAAUGUUCAUCAGACUUUCCUCACAUUGGACUACUCUCUGAUUAGUUAUGAGGUCACAGGAAAUGGACUCAUUACUCAUAAAUCAUUGCAGCUCACUUGACUGCUUCUGACUGUGGGUAGCAGAGCUCUCUGGUGUUUCACCAUUUGAAAUUAAACAACAAAAAUGUAAAUGACCAUUGUUUUACACUUCCGACAUAUCGCAGCAGUAAGAGUAGUAUUCUACCCGACUCAUAUAAACAACAUCCUUGAGUGUUUCGUUGAUGAAUGUAUCUUUAUAAGAUUGUAUUCCUUUUUUACCUGUAAAAAACCUGUAGACAUGCAUGAUCCUGUAAAUAUUUUCAAGGAACAUAAAUCUCACUACUUGGUAUUUUUAUAUGGGGAUUGUGAAAAAUAUAUUUGUAAUGUACUUUUGUAUGUUAAUUGUAAAUCAAAAUAGUUUUCAUUGGACUAGUCCAUAAGAUUUUAGUCAGGAUUUGUUUGUCUUCACCAACUGUUCUUAAUUAUGCAACCUUUUUUGUCCAAUUAUCUCCACGUAAUACAGCCAUCUUUUCCAUUCUUGGUUA
Salmo salar (Atlantic salmon) is the source of this 4793-nucleotide messenger RNA. The record is from RefSeq and is a predicted model, not a curated record. Lineage: Eukaryota; Metazoa; Chordata; Actinopteri; Salmoniformes; Salmonidae.